UGAGCUGUGACCCACCCACCGUAUGGAAGCUUAGUUCCAGUCUUUGGAAGGCUUGAAUCAGAAUAUAACCGACUACAUCCCACCCCCACCUCGUUCAACUCUUCCCCUCUCCUCCAAUGCCCCUCAAUCGUAUUGUCCCUCGCCUACUCCGUACCGCCACCCCGCUAUCCUCCCCCGCGCUACGGCUCGCAGCUUUAAACACUCACUUCCGCCCCUCUCCUCCAUCCAUCAGCUUACCCGUCCGCACCAACACCAACACCCACACCACCAACAUCACCAUGUCAGUACCCCAGACCAUGAAGGCUGUUCAGGUCGAGAAGCUCGGCGGCCCCGAGGUCCUCGAGUUCAAGGCCGACCAUCCAGUGCCCACUCCGCAGGAGGGCCAAGUACUGGUCAAGAACAACAUCUCCGGCGUCAACUACAUCGACACGUAUUUCCGCGCCGGGCUGUAUCCGUCCGCGAAGCCCGAGAUCCUGGGUCGCGAGGGGGCCGGUACCAUCGUUGCGCUGGGCUCAGGCCCCAACCCGUACGAUUUUAAGGUUGGAGACCGGGUUGCAUGGUUGAGCACCGGUGGGUACGCCGAGUACACGGCCGUGCCCAUGGCCAAGACGGUCAAGAUCCCCUCGGGCCUCACUGAUGAGGACGUGAUGGCCGCGUUCUUGAGUGGGUUGACGGUCACCACCCUGGCGAAGGAGACCUACCCCGUCAAGCAGGGCGAGUGGGUGCUGCUGCACGCCGCUGCGGGAGGAGCGGGGACGCUCAUGACCCAGGUGCUCAAGUCGAUUGGCGCCAAGGUGAUCGGAACGGCGGGUGGUGCGCAGAAGUGUGAGCUGGCCAAGAGCCUUGGGUGCGAUGUGGUGAUCGACUAUCGCAGUGAGGAGGGCAAGGACUGGCCUCAGAAGGUGAAGGAGAUUACUGGCGGUCAGGGAGUGGAUGUGGUCUUCGACUCCGUGGGCAAGGAUACCUGGGAGGGAAGCCUGGAGGCCGUCAAGCGCAAGGGUACGAUCGUCUGGUUCGGAAAUGCCAGUGGUCCUGUGCCGCCUCUACCUCUGCAGAAGCUCUCCCCGAAGUGUGUCAAGGUCGCUCGACCCCAGCUGUUCGGCUACAUCGAGACGCGCGAGGAGUUCGAGUUCUACGUGAACGAGCUCUUCUCGCUGCUCCAAUCUAACAAGCUCAAGGCUAGAGUACACAAGGUCUAUCCCUUGGAAGAUGUUGCCGAGGCUCAUCGCGACUUGGAGGGCCGUCAGACCACCGGCAAACUGCUGCUGAAGCCUUGAGCUUGAUGAUGUUUUCUCGAAAAAGGAUUACAUAUUCACUUUAGCCUCCUAAGUCGAUGCAACCGGAAUAUGGACUUGACCUUACCGCCUCGCUCGUGCAUGUAAAUAGUUCCUACUCGGUAGCUAGGAUCAAUAUUCUUCUCAAGCUUGUCUCUAUCAUUAACUGUACUGAUUGAUUUGUGACCGCCAGCCUUGCCACGCUGAGUAGGAAAGCCUGAUUAAGGUUGACGAAGCGCCAAUGGGCUCAAGCCACAGCUGAUUUACGAAUGCUGAGUCAUUAUUCGAC
Molecule: messenger RNA, 1563 nt
Organism: Aspergillus saccharolyticus JOP 1030-1
Lineage: Eukaryota; Fungi; Ascomycota; Eurotiomycetes; Eurotiales; Aspergillaceae
Product: quinone oxidoreductase family protein
Exons: 2
Coding region: 117-1277 (386 amino acids)
Biological process (GO): cellular response to oxidative stress
Cellular component (GO): cytoplasm
Molecular function (GO): quinone reductase (NADPH) activity; zinc ion binding
Source: RefSeq, a predicted model, not a curated record